AUGUGGCUACACGUCGUUGUCGGUGCAUUUUUGGUGUUGCAUGUUGCUGGAGGGUCAUUUAAGGUUGGUGUUGAGAGAGUCUUAAGUAAGUGGCUUGAAGAUGAUUUUUUAUGGUUUUGGAUGUUUUAUUGUUCUUUAGGCUUAAGAUAAGUGAGAUUGAAAGCUGUAUGGUUAAGCUUGUAGGUUAAGGUUUGGCAGGCUAGGCUUAGUAGGCUUAGGCUUAAUAUUCAUCGGUUUAAUAGGCUUAGUAGGCUUAGGCUUAGUAGGCUCAGGCUUAGUAGGCUCAGGCUUAGUAGGCUUAGAUUUAGUAGGCUUAGGCUUAGUAGGCUUAGGUUUAGUACGCUUAGGCUUAGUCUUAGUAGACUUAGGCUUAGUAGGCUCACAUUUGGUAUGUUUAGGCCCCUACACUUAUGAUUAUUAGGCUUGGUAUUUUCAAGUUUAGUAAGCUAGCGCGUUGUAUGUGCUCUGUAAAGAAAGUUAUUGUCUGUUUUUUUUAAAUGUUGCGCAGAAUUAAAUGCAGUAAAAUACCCUUACUCGCAGUAAUUUGUUGGGUCGUUUUACACCGAGGCAAAUAUUCCAAAAGUGAACAAUAUUACAUCAGAAAACGUUGCGUAAUACGGUUUCUUGCAAUUUACCUAAAGCUACCUAGUUAUAAUAUCAUGUUGGAUAACAUUAGUUAUAUUACGCAGUCGGUUCCUUUUCUUAUUUCUUAUCUUACGUUGACUAGGCAGGAUACAUUAAGGCAAAGUUGAGGUAAGGUAGGAUAAUAUAGGGUAAGAUAAGAUAAGGUAGGGUAGAGUAAGUUAGUGUCAAGUAGAGUAGAAUAGGGUCGGGAUGUGUAUGGCCUGGCUAAAACAAAAAAAAAUUUCAAACCCCAACUUUCCAGCCAACAAAUCAAGUGUAAUAUACGAUAUCUAUGGUCAAAAGCUGAACAACCGUAACGAUGUUGAGUACCGUGGCCGCAUGACACUUGGUACACCACCACAAGAGUUUAAUGUUGUGUUUGAUACGGGAUCCGACAUUUUAUGGGUACCACAACAAGGCUGUCAAUCUAGUGGACCAUUGGUUAAGAAGUGUCCUAGUACCGAUGUUUAUAAUCCCAGUGCCUCUAGUACGGCCGAAAACACUGGAGAUACGUUCUUUAUUGAGUAUGGUACUGGCUCGGCUAGAGGGCUGUAUUAUAAGGAUAUUUUUGCUGUAAGUGUAAUGUUUUUAGGCUUGGGGUUUUGGGCUUAGGCUUUUAGGCUUAAGCUUUUAGGCUUAGGCUUUUAGGUUUAGGCUUUUAGUCUUAGGCUUUUAGGCUUGGGUUUUUUGUUUUAGGCUUUUCGGGUUAAGCAUUUAGGCUUACAGUUUUAGGUUUAAGCCUUUAGGCUUAGGCUUUUAGGCUUAGGCUUUUAGGCUUAGGCUUUUAGGCUUUGCGCUUGCUUAGACUUUAAUAUCUAUAUCACGUGCUGAAAACAUUAAAACUUCAGUUCGGAUCAAAAAGCGGCUCCCAACUUCAAAUGAAGAACAAGGUGACAUUCGGAGCAGGACAGCAAAUGAGAUUCACAGACGAAGGCAUUCUAGGCCUAUCGUUCCCAGCUCCAGGCGAAAAAGGUACCAAUAUAUUUGACGCCGCCGUGAAAGAAGGCUUAAUGGACAAGCCUAUCUUCACCGUAUACAUGAAGAAGUGUGAUGGUCAAUGUGAAGAUGGCGGUGUCAUCACAUUCGGAGACUAUGACAAAGAACAUUGUUGUAAUGUAAAGGGAUAUGCUGAUAUCAUGCCAAAUGAAGUUCAUUGGAAGUUCAAGUUGGAUGGAGCUAGAGGUAUGCAUAGGAGUCUCCUAUUCGGGGAAAGUUUGAGAAAUGGAAAGAAAUUUCUUUACAACACUUAAAAUAGAAAAGUGGCAUAAUUUAUAAAAAAUUGCAAAAACUUUGUUUCCACUACUAUAAAAACCUGAAAAACUUAGUUUCUACCCAGUGUUCCUUGAAAUUUUUUUAAUCAAGCGCACCGUUGCUUAACUUGCCAGAUCGGACGGGACCGCGCUUUCGCACUGUGCAAAAAAGACAAAUGGCGCUGCACGGUGCAGAAAUUAAUUUUUUGACAAUAACUUUGUUUACAAUAAUGUAAAAUGGCAUUUUUGAGUAUUUUUGAGAAUUGGAAAAAACUUUCUUUGCAAUUUUUUUUAAAAUUUUUAAAAAUUUUAAAUUUAAAAAAAAAUUUAAAUUUAAAAAUUACAAAUAUUUAAAAUUUUAACUAUCAGACUAUUAAAAACGUCACUUUCAGUCGACAACAGUCAACUAUCCCCCGGUACAGCCAUUACCGACACCGGUACCUCAGCCAUCGUAGCACCACAAGCCGAGUACGAUCGUAUAGUGCAGGAAAUUGGUGCAGUUGAAGACAAUGGUGCCACUUUAAUACCAUGUAACAAAGAUUUCAAACUUCAUUUUACUAUGGGUGGUCAAGAGUACCACGUACCCGGUAAACAGAUGAUGCUUAACAUUGGAGAUCCGAACAUGUGCCAGUUGAUGCUACAAGGAGCACCAUACGACUUUUGGUUAUUGGGCGAUCCAUUUAUUAGACAAUAUUGUCAAAUUCAUGAUUUUGCAGGCCAACGAGUUGGUUUUGCACCGGUAAAACAAAAAUAA
Messenger RNA from Bursaphelenchus okinawaensis, 2628 nucleotides. The record is from the annotation of a GenBank genome assembly. NCBI's taxonomy places the organism in Eukaryota, Metazoa, Nematoda, Chromadorea, Rhabditida, Aphelenchoididae.